Messenger RNA from Sitophilus oryzae (rice weevil), 5092 nucleotides. RefSeq lists its product as uncharacterized. The record is from RefSeq and is a predicted model, not a curated record. Bases 2460 to 4937 code for a protein of 825 amino acids. Lineage: Eukaryota; Metazoa; Arthropoda; Insecta; Coleoptera; Curculionidae. The transcript has 2 exons.
AUCCGUUGGAGCAAGUUAAAAGUGCGAGAGGUGUGAUUAACAUGACAUGAUAGGCCCCUAUAAUAUAAUUAAUUUAAAAAAUUAUCCUUUAUUUUAGACACAUGACAUUUUCUACAUGUGUGAAUAAAUUCACGUGCAGUCGUAAUAGUCCAACAGUGUAUUUCUACAACAGGUGAAAUGCCUGAGAAUAAUAAUAAAACAGUGGAAUUUGUAUCAAGUUAGAGUUCCAAUCGUCCUACAAAACUUCAUAUUAAAAGAGCGGUAUCUCGGCAAUAUGGUAUAUCUCCCAUCCACAGUGAAGAAACUGAUGCAGGAUUCUGAUGCAGACCCUCAUUUUAGACCUGAAAAUCAUGAUCGACCCCUGAAGGAUUUGUCCGGGUUUGAAAAUAUAAUUCAGUCAGAUUCCUCAGAGACGAAUUCCGACGACCAAGCAACUAAUAAGAAAAAAACAAGAAAGAGAAAAGCUAAUCCCGAAGCCUGGACCUAACCUAAUCUAAACGAAAUUCGGGACUGGCGUACGUUUCAGCGUCAAAAAGCAAGAAGGAAAUCAGAACCAAACAACUGCGACCGCCGCCGCGCCGUGUGGGGAAAUAAUGUGUAAAUUAGGCUGUUCACGAAAAAUCAACGAGGCGAAUAGACAAGCGGUUUUCAAAUCUAACUGGUACCUAGCAGAUCUCAGCAAACAGCUACAUUUUAUUGCUAGUAACACGGAAAGUAUUAAGCCCAAAUAUCGAUAUUCAACGACAAACGGACAUCGUAAACUUAAUACAGCAUUUUAUUUUAAAAUAAAUGACACUAAGAUGAGUGUGCAAAGUUUUUUUUCAGAGCAACACUCGAUAUUAAUGAUCGUACAAUUCGAACUGUUAUGCAAAAGAAAGAUGAUAAGGGUUUCUUAACACCUGAAAAGAGAGGGAAACAUGGUAACCACUACAAGGUUAGUGAAGAAAUAAAAAAUAGUGUUCGUGCUCACAUUGAUUCAAUCCCAUUAAUUGAAUCGCACUACCUCAGAGCUAAGGCAUCAUAAGAAUACACUGAUGGAGGACGAUGUUUAUCUGAAAUCUACAGAGACUAUCAGAAGGAUUGUCUUGAGGCUAAUCUUCCAUACUGUAACUUAGUCAUGUUUACCAAGAUUGUCACACACAAUGAGGAAUACAAUUUAGGGUUUUUUAUCCCUAAAAAAGAUCAAUGCGAUCUAUGUGUUGAGAUCAGAAAGAGGCCUUAUAUGAAAAAUUUAAUUCACACCAGAAAGAAAAACAGUUGUCAAGAAAAGAAGAGGCAGAUAAAAACAAGGUGGGGCCUAAUUAUAUCGUAGCCGUAUAUGACUUACAAGCUGUUCUUCCCACCCCUCGCGGAGAUGUGUCAAAAUUAUAAAUCGAGACUGAAUAAUUUCAAAAUGUUACUUUGGGCAUGAGGGGGAAGGGAACUGAGGUGCAGAAGUUCUAAGAAAAAUUGCGACAUUGUAUUUUAUUCAGAUAACUGCUGCGGGCAGCAAAAGAAUAAAUUCAUGGUAUCUAUGUAUAAUUUUUCUAUAAUGAAAUUUAAAAACAUUAGAUCUAUAACCCAUAAGUAUCUUAUAACUGGAAACACUCAAAACGAGGGUGACAGUAUCCACUCUAAAAUUGAAAGAGAAAUUAAACGAACCCUUAAGUCAGAACCUGUAUAUGUGCCCUCACACUACUCGCAAUUGACAAGAAGCGUGGCGAUCCUUACCAAGUUAAUGAACUUGACCAUUCAGAUUUCUUUGCUAUAAAGGCUCUAGUACAGCAGCUAAAUCUUACACUUGCGUCAGUUAAAAUUAAUGAAAUAAAAAUAUUUCAAGUAGAAAACACACAUCCCACUAAAUUUAAAUACAAGAAUUCUUACGAGGAGACUGAAUUUAAGUGUGUAGAAAUUUCUAAAUGAAAUAUUUCACAUAACGCUCUUCUGGAUUUACAAAGAGCAUACAAAAAUGCCCUUAAAAUAAAAGAAAACAAAAAAAACUUACUUUAACAAAAAUCACAUUCCUAAACUGCCCUCCUAAGCUAGAACGCAGUAACUCCUAAUUUUGUCAUUUUGGAGUUACUGCAUUUCUAACAUGCCUAGAACUUUUUUGUAUCUGUCUAACUAAGCAAAAAAGCAGUAUUGGCAAUCCAUAUUGAAAUAAAUGGCUAAAACGUUUGCAGUAUCUCCACUUUUUGAUGUUCAUACAUAUCUAAAGAGCAGUAUCUGACAUUUGCUUGACUAAAAUGCAGUAUGUCCAAUUUUGUCUGGAGAUACUGCCUUUAUGUCUAGGAUCAGCUGACAUGCAAACAUUUUUAUUGUAUGUGCGGCAGAUCUCAGUCGCGUUUGCACGUGUAUCAGAUAACAUAAACAUAACCAACAACUGCAUAAUUUGUGUUUUAUCAGCAAGUAAUAAAAAAAGUGAUAGUGUUAGUUUGGUAAAAGAUAUUUCGAGUAAUUGAUUUGCUCUGUAAAUUACUAUGGAGAACAAGAAGCACGGUUAUCGGUGGAAACUGAUUAAGAAGGGUCUUCAGAAUAAGGUGCCAAUAAAUGUAAUUGAUGUGCAAGCUAUAUCUAGCAAUGUGAUCGAACAGACAGAAUCAAAUGAGUAUGUUACAUUGAAUCCGCUGAGCCUCUACAAUGCUGAUAUCUCCAAAUCUGGUUCAAUUGCUGCUUCGCCAUCUGAAGAUAACUUAGACGGUCCUUCAUUAAUGCCAGAACCACCUUCCACUGAAAUUAUGGCCGCUGCGGAGCCGGACUUUCCUAAUUUGAAUCAGGAUGCAAAUAUUCCAAUAUUUGAUUCCAAUCACUUGGAAUUCGAAUAUCCCCACUUACCUAAAUUCAAUGCUCCAUCAUUGCCUCUGCUGAUCCAUCCAAAUGGAAUCAUGGAUGCAAACAUUUCAUUGCUUGAUUCUGAAAACAGUGUUGUCGACGAUCUUCAUCAUUAUGACUUACCCGAUUCUGAUACCCCAUCAUCACCAGUACGCCACACCCAAGACGUUAUGGUUGCUGAUACUGAUGAAGCACAAUGUUCUUCAAUAAAUACAAUUCAAGAUACAAACAUGCCCUUAUUAAAUUCUGACGACUCUGUGGACGAUCCCCAUUACUUACCUGACUCUGAUACUUCAUCUGAUCAACCUUUGAGCAAGAUUCGUAGAAAAUUAAAGAAAACCUCAACUGAUCAAAGUGGAGAUGUGGCUGAAGUCGUUCAGCCUGAUGAACAGUACACUAAAAGAACGGGAGAACUUAGAAAAAGGAAGAAGUUUUGUAAAACCGUUGCAGAAAGGAAUGCUGAUAAACUGGAAAAAGUUAAAACUAAACAUACGGUUCGAACAGGUUGUGGACCAUGCAAGAAAGGAUGUGUUGGAAAAAUUGUGGAAGAUCAGCGUAUAUCAAUCAAUAGGGACUACUGGAUGAUGUCCUGGCAGGAACGUCAAAUUUUUCUUUCGGCAACUAUUUCAACUAUGGAAGUGAAACGGCGAAGAGGUUCUGGAAUGUCGAGGACAAGGUCUUGUAAAUACUUUUUGAAAAAUGCAAACGGUGAAAAAGUGGAAAUCUGCAAAGUGUUCUUUCUGACUACACUGGGAUAUGAUCGCAAAAACGACCGAGCUAUCACCAAUAUUAUUAAUAAGGAAAGUAAUGCUACGAGCGUGCAAGAUAAACGAGGAAAGCACCCCAAAACUCCUAAAACGGAUCGAAGUGUUAUAAAAACACAUAUUGAAUCUUUUGGACCUACCAUUUCCCAUUACAGAAGAGAACAUGCGCCGAACAAAAGGUAUUUAGCUAGCGAUAUCAACAUCACUAACAUGCAUAAAGAUUUAAUGGCAAAAUAUCCCGACAUAAAGUGUUCUUACGAGUUAUACAGAAAGUGUGUUUCAAAGGAUUGUAAUAUUUCAUUCACUAAAUUGGGUCACGAGGAAUGUGAAACAUGUGAAAUUUUUAAGAUGCAUGAUCCAAAACAUACCCAACAAAAUCUAAUUCCGGACUGCGAGUCGUGCAAGGCAUGGGAAAAUCAUAUUAGUAAAGCAAAGAAUGCCCGUGAAAAAUACAGGACUGAUGCUGCUAAUGCUGGUUCCGAUGAAACAUCCAUAAUUGUUUCUGCAGAUUUAGAAAAAGUUAUAAUGCUGCCUAGGAUCGAUAUGUUUAAGCAGGUGAUAUUUUGUCAACGAAUUAUUGUGUUUAACGAAAGCUUUGUACCGAUUGGCAAGAAGCAGCAGAUCAAACCUUUUGCUUGCCUCUGGCAUGAAUGCAUCUCCGGGAGAAAAAAAGAAGAUUUGAUCAGUACCUUUCACGUUUUCCUCAUCGCCAUGCGAGACUUUGAGAACAUAACCAUCUGGUUAGAUAAUUGUUCCGGACAAAAUAAAAACUGGGCCCUAUUUUCCUAUCUGACGUAUAUCAUUAAUUCACCUGAAACAGCAACAAAUAAACUGACUUUGCGAUAUUUUGAGCCAGGACAUACUUUUAUGGCGGCAGACAGUUUCCACCACCAGGUGGAGCUAUCUCUACAACAAAAGAAGAAAGUAUACGAUUUUGCAGAUUUUGUAAAUUGUGUACAAGCUGCAAAUUCAGGAAAAGUGGCCGUGAAGGAAAUGAAGCUGGAGGACUUCUUUGUUUGGCCCGAUAAUUCUUCCUCUUACAAAAUCAAACAAUUGAUUCCAAGACCUUAUAUGAAAGACAUUGUGGAAGUCAUUGCUGAGAGAGGAAAAAACGAACUCGUUUACCGGACAAGUUUUGAUGCAGAGGUGAAUUAUAAUAUGAAUUUCUUAAAUAAGAAAGCUAUACGUCGACUGGAUCUUCCACCAAGAAUAAUUAAACCAAGAGGAAUCACAAAUGAGAGAAAACGCAACAUCGAGAAACACUUGCUUCCUUUAAUACCACAAAAUAGACGAGUAUUUUGGGAAACACUUCCUGUUGAUGACAACGCGAUCGACCUAAGAAAUUCAGACGAUAAGGAAUAACUUUCAAUGACAGAAUUAUUCAAUAAAUUAUAUCAUUUUUAACUUUCAUUUGUUUUUGUCGUAGGCACUAAUAUUGCAGCAUCCCUCUUUUUUUAUUCCAUGUCGCUAGUCUACAACGCAGCAACUCCCAAAUUUUUACAAUACUGCAAAACUGA